UCGCUCUCUGCUGCGACAAGAGUCAUCGAGAACUAAAGCCAAACGAAUGAACGCGACCGCUUCUAUUGAUUUAUGUGGGUUAUGACUUUUGGUCUUACUGUAGACGGCACAGAUAGUGCCAGCUUGAUCUAUGUGGCCACUGGGCUGCUGUCUGGCGCAAGACCCAGGUCUAAGCACCCUCUGAUAUUUCUCUCGACCGUCGCUUCUCCUUGUUUGUCUGGACACCGGUUUUUAAAAACGACCCCAAACUGGAGGCAGCCCACUUCGGGACUAGAUAAACGAUGCAAGUCCGGACUGUGCGCACUCCUAGAGACAGCAUCUCUAGUUAGGUACAUUAAAGAGUGCUAGGGUCCAUCCAACGUUCCAUUUGUUUCUUUUCCGCUCGGUCGGCCUUUCAUCUUCCCUUCUUGAACCUUGUUUUUCUUCUCUUCGAGCUCGAUUGAUCUGUCUUGUGCGCAACGCAGAUCUCAUUCACACUCCUCACCCUCGUUCUAUCGCUUCAGGCCAUUACUGCGCCGGUUACCAAUGAUCAUGACGGAAAUUUGGGUACUCUACGAUUCUUGUGUGCACCGUCUGAAAUCCUCUAGGGCCUCAAGGCGGGGACCGUGAAGAAGCCCGUUACCAAACCUAAAGCAGUGUCAGAAACGCUCGCCAAAUCGACACCAAAGCCCGUCGCAAAACCCAUCGUAGAACAGUCAUGAAACCCGUCGCGAAACCUAUUGCCGUCAAGAAGCCUACCGCAGUAGCGAAAAAGCCCAUCGUGCCUACCAAAGCACCAGUACUCAAGGCCGCGAUGUCAGCCAAAUCUACACCGGCCAAGAACGUCACCACGCCUACCAGGCCCUCGAGACUCCCGACUUGUACUCCGGCGCAGAUCGAGGCACGUGAGUUCCUCCCCCUCGAGGAACAGGAAUACGAGCAUCUCGUCACUCGGGCGGGGCUUGGUCAC
Mycena citricolor is the source of this 949-nucleotide messenger RNA. NCBI's taxonomy places the organism in Eukaryota, Fungi, Basidiomycota, Agaricomycetes, Agaricales, Mycenaceae. The record is from the annotation of a GenBank genome assembly.